CUGUCAACUGUACGGUCCAUAGCUCCAAAAUCCAAGCCAAUAAUUUUAGCCGAAGAAUUUGUCUAUUUAAUUUUCAACACUUUGUCUCUAAAACCAUCUCUAGUCGCGUAUUCUCUUGCUGGUACUGGAACUGGAGGCUUUUCCGAAAGUGUUUCAUAACAACUAGAUAAGUUUGAAUUGUGAAACCACACAAUUUCGUAAUCUCCAAGACAGAAAUGGCCAAGUUUUGAUCGCGUUCUUGGUCAAAAUAUAGACGGAGACGAAUUAAAUAAGAAUAUGGCGACAGGCAACAUUUUGGACUUGUGUCGGCUCUGCGGCACCGACACUUUAAGCAUGAGCAUUUUGAGGCACAACAUCUUCGACGACGAGGGCCAGUUGAAGAAAUUUGCUGAAAAGAUCAGCAGUUGUUUGCCGGUUAAUGUGGCUGAAGAGGAUCCCUUGCCCAAAAUAAUGUGCGGCGAGUGUGCUUACAAACUGGACUUGCUCAGCGAGUUCCGAGAAAAAUCGGCAAAAACCGAGUCUGCCCUGAUGGUGCUUCUCAAGCAGGAUAUUAAACAUGAAGCGUCCGAUGUAGAGGAACAGACUGAAGUGAAGGAAGCGACUGAGACGGUGAAUUUAAAGAGACAAUCAAGCCGUAGAUCCGUGAAAACGCGCCGCUACUUUGUCGACUCGGAAUCUGAAGAGGACACUCAACAGAGUGAUGAUGAUUUUCACUGCGACGACAACUACAGGGACGACGAUGACGAAGAUUCGGAAAUAGCAGAGCCUGUGAAAAAGAAGGAAAGGAGAUCUAUGCCGACCAGGGCCAGCAAGAAGACUAACAACAAGAAAGCAGCCCUGGAAAAAGAAGAAAUAACUGCUGAGAAAGUAAUGAAAGAUGAAAGCCCGGCUACCAGCCUGGAAGGAAAGAGGCUCAAAUCAAAAUAUCUGUGCAAAAUCUGCAAAAAGGAAUUUUCCAAGGAGCUAACGCUGCAGAAACACGAAAGUAUGGAGCACACAUUCCUGUGCGUGGCGUGCAACGUGCCGUUCAUGUCCAGCCGAGACCGAGGGAUACACAAAUGCUUCUCCAGUUUCCAGGAAGAUUACUCUCAGAACUCUAGAGGACGGAGAACGGCCCGGUCGAAGGUGCUGACGUGCGAGCAGUGCAAGAAAACGUAUUCGUCUCACGCCAACUUCGUGCGACACGUCGCCGAGCCGCACACGCACCACUGCAAGGUUUGCAACAUUUAUUUCGCCACGCAAAGACAACGACUGGCCCACGGGUGCCGACCGGCGCCCCAGCCCGAAGGGACUCUCCCGGACGCCUCUACCAAAUAUAAAUACCAGUGCAGCAAGUGCGCCAAGGGGUUCGUCCAAGAGACCAACUACCUCGAGCACAUUGCCAAAGCGCACGACAGCUUCUGCAAGACCUGCAAACGGUACUUUAUCUCCGCUCGAGACCGCAUUGCACACUCGUGCCUCUACAAAUGCCGCCAUUGUGAUUUUAGUGCGAAGACGCACACCAAACUGCAAGUGCACAUCGAGAACAUUCACGAGAAUGGGAUUGAGUUCGAGUGCGAUAUUUGCAAAGAAAAAUUUCUGUCUAAACGAAGUCUCAUCAGCCACAUUGUCGCCAGCGGAAUCGAUCACAGUUUCAUCGGCACGUACUGCAGUAUUUGCAACUACGACUACCGCUCCAUGUACAGCCUGAAGCUUCACAUCCAGCGGGUGCACCAGGGCGUCUUUAAAUGCACCGGCUGCAACACCAGUUUCGCCACAAAAGAAGAGCGCAAGGUCCACUACAAAGCGAACCACUCGCAGAAAAAGCAGGAGGUGCAGUGCCCCGAGUGCCCGAAAAUCAUCAGCAACAUUCACAACCUCCAAAUCCACAUCAACAUGGUGCACAGGAAACUUCGACCGCACCUUUGUCAGGUUUGUGGAAAGUCGUACCCGUGCAAAUCGUCUCUGCAAUUCCACAUGACGAUGCACACCGGCGAGAAGAAGCAUGUUUGCAAUGUGUGCGGACACGCGUUCGCUCGAAUCGAGAACCUGAAGCAGCACAUGCGGAUCCACAACAAUGUGAAGCCAUUCUUGUGCGACUUCUGUCCGCAAAAGUUCCGUCAAGCCGGAUCUCUGAAGAUCCAUCGCAGGAUUCACACAGGGGAAACGCCCUAUCACUGUCACUUGUGCCCAAAGAAAUAUAUCUCCAAUGGAUUGUUGAAAAACCACCUGAAAUACCAUCCUGUCGACAGAGAUAUCGAAUAAAAAAGAUCAAUUGAAAAUUCGCAAUUUGUUUUUGAUAAUUCCAGUUUGGCUUCUUGGGUUUUGAUAUUAUUUUACCUUAUUAUUUGU
This is a messenger RNA of Cloeon dipterum, 2331 nucleotides long. RefSeq names its product zinc finger protein ZFP2-like. Gene Ontology annotation, cellular component: chromosome; nucleus. Gene Ontology annotation, biological process: regulation of transcription by RNA polymerase II. Lineage: Eukaryota; Metazoa; Arthropoda; Insecta; Ephemeroptera; Baetidae. The transcript has 8 exons. Bases 277 to 2244 code for a protein of 655 amino acids. Gene Ontology annotation, molecular function: chromatin insulator sequence binding; RNA polymerase II cis-regulatory region sequence-specific DNA binding; zinc ion binding. The record is from RefSeq and is a predicted model, not a curated record.